AUGGAUCCCGGGUCUCUUGACGAUAUCCCAAAGGUUCCUCCCCCAACAAACCCCGUUGAGAAGAAACGCCGUCGACCGCCGCUUUCUUGUGAGCAAUGCCGGAGACGCAAGAUUCGGUGCGAUCGCACGCAGCCGUGCAACAAGUGCAUCGAGUCCAACGCCCCCAGCUGCACAUAUGCGCCGGUUCACAUUCCAGCGUGGCGGGCGAAGAAGCUGGAUCUGAUGGCCAACGGCAAUGGCGAUUCAGCAGUCGAUAAUGCGGCGAAGAAUCCGUUGAGGGCCAUCAAGGCAGCGGAACCAAGGCCCGAAGGUCCAGGAACAGACACGAUAGAAUCCCUCCACCCGGUUCUGCCGUUUGUUAAUAUGGACUCUACCAGCGCAUCUUCGUCAAAGGUUGUCAGCUCGCUUGCUGGGUCUUCUUCCACGUCGUCGUCGCCUAAUGUCGACUGGCUGGUUGCCCGAGUUCACCAGCUGGAGGAGAAGCUUGCCAAAGCUCUGCGCAUCAAUGAUACUCAAGAUGGGCAGAAGAGGCGUCCAUCUACACCAGAGAUGGCGGAGCCUGGAGAUGGAUUCGUGGCCAAAUCCCGGUAUUACGGUCACAGCCACUGGAUAUAUGGUGUCAAUAUUCUCAAAGUUGAGCAUGAUAUUGUCGGCCAGGACAAACUUAAUCAGGGUGAUUUAUAUGCAUCACUCCUCAGAUGCAAGGCAAUCGGCCGCAAGAUCAAGAAGAACCGCCUAAAGCCGCUCUCUUCUACUAAUCUCGGAGCUCAUAUGCCUACCAGAGAGCUAGCGGAUGUGCUUGUUGAAAACUAUCUCCGCACUUUUGAAGGUGUCUUCCGAGUUGUUCACAUUCCGACGUUUCGAGCUGAAUAUGCGAGAUUCUGGGAGGACAGCCACCCGUCCAACGAGUCUUUUCCGAUCCUGCUCCAGCUUGUCUUGGCGCUCGGAGCGGCGUUGUACGAUGAUCACUUCUCCCUGAGGCCAAUGGCAACGCAGUUCAUUUUUGAAGCCCAAAUGUGGCUCAUGAUCCCACCGGAGAAGAAAAGGAUGAACAUUGAGGGCAUUCAGAUACAGUGCCUUUUGCUCCUCGCCAAGUCUACUUGCAACGUCGGCGUAGACAUGGUGUGGAUGAUGGCUGGAAAUCUGGUGAGGAAUGCCAUGUUCGUAGGCCUUCACCGCGAUCCGAGAUAUCUCGGAGACCUGACGAUAUAUCGCGCCGAGAUGCGACGUCGCGGUGGUUCGCCACUGCUCUCUACAGCUCACUACGAUACUCUUCCUCCCGCCAACCUGAACGAUGAUGAGCUCACAGACGAAAAGGACAAUGGCAGGCUGAACGUCAAAGGCCCCAAGGUGCCCACUCAGACAUCCAUACUGAGGGCUCUGUUGGCAACAAUUCCACUACGCAUGAACCUCAUCAACCACGUCAACAACACGAGGCCAGGCGACCACUAUGAAGAGACGCUGCGACUGAAUUCAGAUCUGACAAAGGCCUGCCGAGCCAUCUCAGAGGCUCUUCAGUCUCUGGAGGCCGCGCCAAACUCACCAAUUUCGCACUUUCACGUCUUAGUCACGGAGAUUUGUCUCUACCGCUGCUUCCACGCACUCCACCAACCGAUUAUUGUCAAAUAUAUAAACGACGCCAGAUUCUAUUUUUCUCGACAAAUGUGUUUGGACAGCGCCAUGAAGAUUACGCACAUUUGGGGAUUCCCGGAUGCCUGGUCCGGAGAUCAAAAUACCGCCUCCGAAGCAAUGGAUGCAGACCUCAAGAGGCUAGUCACCAACGGAACGGGCAUGUUCCAUAACGUCGCGUCGCAGGCCAUGAUCAUUGUCCAAAUCGAGCUUCUCAACGCAAAAUCCGGCCAGCCUACGAGCCUAGGCUAUCUUCCAACGGUGGGCAGCGCCAACUUGCACGCCCGUCUCGAAGCCACGAAGGCAUGGAAACUCGAAAGAGUUCGGUCCGGAGAGACAAACAUCAAGGGCAUCAUCUUCGCGGCGGCUUGCCUCGCGCACGUCAAGGCCCUGGAGCAGGGCGUGGAUCCGAAGCAGAGGACGCGCAUGAUGUUUCAAGCGGCGACGGAGGUUGGCCAGCAGUGCUUUGAGAUUCUCAAGGAGGUUGCUGAGCGGGAAGGACUGCCCAGGUCCAAGUGGGAGGCUGAGACAGCGAGCCUUGAUGGAGGUUCGCUGGGGGACAUUCCUAUGGACUGGAUGCAGGAUUGGACGUGGGAGGAUGGGCAGGGCAUCUCGUUUCCGCAGUGGGAUCCUGAUUUUGAUACUGGUGAUUUCAUGGAGGAGCUGGGGUUUGACAUUGGUGAGUUUUAG
This is a messenger RNA of Trichoderma breve, 2319 nucleotides long. RefSeq names its product fungal specific transcription factor domain-containing protein. Gene Ontology annotation, cellular component: nucleus. The coding region runs from base 1 to 2319 and encodes 772 amino acids. Gene Ontology annotation, molecular function: zinc ion binding; RNA polymerase II cis-regulatory region sequence-specific DNA binding; DNA-binding transcription activator activity, RNA polymerase II-specific. The record is from RefSeq and is a predicted model, not a curated record. NCBI's taxonomy places the organism in Eukaryota, Fungi, Ascomycota, Sordariomycetes, Hypocreales, Hypocreaceae. The transcript has 3 exons. Gene Ontology annotation, biological process: DNA-templated transcription; regulation of transcription by RNA polymerase II.